This is a messenger RNA of Acanthocheilonema viteae, 3006 nucleotides long. The record is from the annotation of a GenBank genome assembly. Lineage: Eukaryota; Metazoa; Nematoda; Chromadorea; Rhabditida; Onchocercidae.
AUGUUACUUUUCUUCAAAGAUACGAUAUUAGUUUGGGCAGCACAACUUCUACAAAAUGCAAUUCAAGUUCGAUUAUGUACUUUUAGCUCAGUAUAUCGUUCAAUGCUGGUAAUUUUAUCGAAUUCGAAAAUAUCUGUUAGUUAUUUGGGUACUGAACCAUCGUUAUUUCGUCUUCCAGCACCACAAACGCGCUUCAUUGAUUUCCAACAGCGUCACAAAGAAUUCAUUGAACUUGAAGCAUUAAUACAUAAAAAGCCACUGGAAUCAGUUGAAGGUACUACACCAAAAAAUUUAUUAACAUUGAAUUGCUCAUACGAUGGCUUAGAUUCUAAAUCGCGAGCAGAAAAAUCAUCAGAAGAAGUUCCAUCUUUAACGUUAAACAUUAAAUUAUUGAGCGAAGUACAUUUACUUGAUGUCAAAUUGGUAUGUUCAGCAGCAUUUCACAUUGAACAUAAAUAUACAUCAUUUCCUGCCAUUGAUAGCUCACAAGAAUUAUCAACUGGUGUGUACGUUUUACAUCAACCUGUAUAUGAUUUGCGAUGUAAAUUUUUUGCAUUCUCUUCACAAUUUGGUAAAGAAUUGAAAAUGCCUUUAAAUUUGAUGUGUCGUGCCGUAAGCACUCAACGAAAUGCACGAUACAAAAUAACCAUCGAAUCAUCAUUAUCUGCUCUCGAUAUAACACAAUUAUUUCCCGAAUUUGAAGCUGAAAAUAAUACAGCGGUUGGCUUUCAACCAUAUUUAUCAGGAACGGUUAUUUCAAUAUUUGCCUCUCAGAAAUACAAGCGAUAUCGAAUCCAAGCUGAAAGCCUAAAUUUCAUUUAUUUAUUUGCCGAUGAAUUAAUCACAAGGAUACAUGAGAAACAACCGGAAGCAAAACUGAACUGUACACUUCCAUUUGAUCAGAUUCUUCAUGAAAUUAAUGCAUACGUUGAGCAUGAAAAAAGAAAAUUGAAGGAAGAAAAAGAAUUAGAACGCUUCUGCACUCUUUUACGUAACGUUCAAGCAACUAUAUUAACAAAACUAAAAGAUGAACGACCAACCGAAGUGGAUCAUAUGAAUACUCUGUUAAAUUAUACAUAUCAACAGAUACUAUGUUGUGUAGAUCGCUUAGAACAGUUAAAUGAUACGUUACGUUCGGCUGCUUUAUCAUUAUCAGCUGCAUUGAAUCUGAUACAUUUGAUAACUUCCCUUAAGGGAAAUCCAUUACCUCUGGAUGGUACGAUUGUCAAUAAUUCCGGACAGUCGGUUUGGGAACGCAUCAAAUGGGCAAUAUCAACAUUUAAACCGAUCGAUUUAAAUACUAAUUUGACAUCAAAUGAUUUAAAAUAUUUAUUACAAAGUAUUUCUGAAGGUAGUUGUGGUACAAUGGAUUAUAUACAUGAAGACAGCAAAGAGGAAGAAGAUGAUGAAUCACAACAAUCUGAAUCAAUUAUUGAUCCAUUAAUUUCCGGAAUACCGUGUACAAAAGAAGGUGCCAAGAUCAAUUUGGCAGAUGUAACACGUGGCUUGGUCACGUCACCUUGCUAUCAUUGCGUGUGCAAGAAUGGUACAAUAGCAUGCAUAUUAGAAAAAUGUGAAUCGUUGAAGAGUUGUCCAACAGUAUGGGAUCGUAAUAAUAAUACAUGCUGUAUAAAAUGCUUGCAUUGCAUUCAUUUGGGUAUUAAACGAAAUAAUAAUCAAAUUUGGACAAGUACACAGGAUGAAUGCACCCAAAUUUCAUGCAAAGCUGGGAUCAUAACAAGUUGGCGGAUUCAAUGUGUAUCAAAUUGCUCAAAUAAACGUUUGUUGGCUGGAUUUUGUUGUGAAUUAUGCUUAACACCAAUAAAAGCUGAGGAUCGAUGUAUUCGAUGUGAUUUGGUAUUAAAUCAAUGGUAUCAUUGUUAUCGUUUUACUUGUCCUGUAUUGAAUUGUCCAAUUUCUCAACAUACGAAACAUCCCAAGAGAUGUUGUCCGGAAUGCAAAAGUCAUACUGUUAUUUCGAAAGACUCAAAAUUGACAGUGUCAAACGGUUCGCAUUGUUUGUUUCGUGGAUGGCACUAUUCCGUGCACGAUACAUUUCGUACAGAUCCAUGCUCACGUUGCACCUGUCAGCCAGGCGGAAUUGUCUGUCGAAGAUUUGUUUGUCCAUUCAAAAAUUGUGACAUAUCACACAUAUUUUAUAAACCGAAUGUUUGUUGUCCAUUUUGCUACAGGAAAGAAAAUCGAUGCAGAAGAACUGAUAUCAAUGGAAGUGAAAUCAUUGUAGAGCAUGGCACAAAGUGGACAUUGAAUAAUAAUUGCUCCAAUUGCAUAUGUACUAAUGGAUAUAUAAAAUGUAAAAAAAUUGAUUGUACAUGGAAAGGAAAAUGUCCACAAGGACGACGUUUCAAAAAAGUGAAUGGAUCAUGCUGUCAUGAAUGUGAGCUAAAAGAAAGUUCAUGUACUAUAUUUGGUGAUCCAAAUUAUGUAACAUUCGACAAAUUUGGUUAUUCAUUUCAAGGAACGUGUAGUUACGUUUUCACGCAGGAAUGCUCGCGUAAUGGGAUUGAUCCACAGUUCAAAAUAAUUGGCGUAAACAGUGAACGAUCAUCGUUUACGCGGAUACGACGUGUAAUUAUUUACAUUUCACUUUUCAAUGGAACUUACUUCACCGUACAUUUAUUACCAAAAAAGGUUAUACGCGAACGUACGAAAAUAAUUACUAUUCCAUAUGUUCGCUACAGUGAUUGGCCAGAAUAUCGAGCUUUCGAGGAUCCUUCCAAUGGACAUAUUGUUGUUUCAUUUAAAUUAAUCGGUUUGAAAGUAAUUUGGGAUGGGGAAUCGUUUGUUGAAAUUGUCCUCACCAAACGACAUCAAUCCAAGGUUUGUGGUUUAUGUGGCAACUUCAACGGUAAUCCCAACGUUGACCUGAUAUCUCGUUAUGCCACCUCAUCAAGUCACUCUAUAUCACAUUUUGCGCAAGAUUGGAUAAAAUGCACACGAAAUCAAACAAAGAAACAUUUCCUUUCCAAUGCACGAUUUACAUAA